Molecule: messenger RNA, 813 nt
Organism: Yarrowia lipolytica CLIB122
Lineage: Eukaryota; Fungi; Ascomycota; Dipodascomycetes; Dipodascales
Source: RefSeq, a predicted model, not a curated record
AUGCUUAUCAAGGAAUCCUACCACGACGUCAAAACCUCGUACGGCACCACUCUCCGGCUAUUUGUGUACACGCCCUCUAUUCCUGGGUACCCCAAUGCCAAGUUCCCCGGAGUACUGGUGUACUCUGAGAUCUACCAGGUGACCGGCCCUGUGUCGCGAGUGGCUCAGCAGAUUGCUGGUCGGGGCUACAUUGUGGUUGCUCCUUCGAUUUACCACAACUUUGUCGGCCCCGAGCCAUUGGCUUACGAUGUUCCUGGAACCGACGCGGGCAACAAGUACAAGAUCGAGAAGCCUCUGGAGUCGUACGAUGAGGACAACAAGCUGGCAAUUGACUACCUGACUUCUCUGGACAACUGCACAGGUCGAAUUGGUGCCACCGGAAUGUGCCUGGGCGGUCACCUGGCGUUCCGAGCUGCUCUGGACAAGCGAGUCACUUCCGUCUUCACCUUUUUUGCUACCGACAUUCACUCGCACUCCCUUGGUCUCGGCAAGAACGACGACUCUCUCAAGCGAAGCAACGAGUUCAACAAGAACGCCGAGUUUACUCUUGUUUUUGGCACUAAGGACAACCAUGUUCCUCCGGAGGGGCGAGAUCUGAUUCGAAAGACUCUGCGAGAUAACGGCGUCUUCUUCUCGUUCCUGGAGGUUGCUGGCGCCCAGCAUGCCUUUAUUCGAGACGAGUCUUCCAAGGGUCGAUAUGAUCCUGUCGUCACUGGUCUCUGUAUGGACAUGCUCUUUGAUCAGUUCUACCGAAACCUCGUUGUUGAUCUUGGUGUCAAGGGAGACGAGGAGAAGGUCGAGGACGUUUGUUAG